Molecule: messenger RNA, 318 nt
Organism: Clonostachys rhizophaga
Lineage: Eukaryota; Fungi; Ascomycota; Sordariomycetes; Hypocreales; Bionectriaceae
Source: the annotation of a GenBank genome assembly
AUGGUCCCCAACCAGACGCAACUGGGCCUUGUCUUCGGCAUCUGGAAGGCUUUCAAUAACUGUGCAAAGGUCAUUGUUGACAUGAUUGCUGGCAAGCUGCAAGACAUAACCCCCGGAGGCACAUAUGAGCGUGUAAUUGCCUUCUUUGUCGCCGUCAAGGGACUGGAAUAUCUUGCGGGCAUUCUAACUCUAAGUGAGAAGGAGCGUCUUGUGUUGGAGAGGGAGGGUAAGACUGAAUUGUAUAUUGGCCAGAAGCCCGGGAAGCCGUUCACUAUUGUGGGUCUUUCGAUGCUCAUUAAUUUGGUGAUCAUUGCUUAG